AUGAGUGCUCUGUUUACCUGUGAGGAACCGUCCUCAUGGAGAAGUGUGUAUGACAAGUACUGGGCUGUUGUGGAGGCUAAGGCUAAAACCAAGAAAGCCGGUAGCCUAUUAAAGCUUGACAAGUGGUACCAAGAGGAGCUGCCCACACUGAUUUCAAGUCGAUCUGUCAAACACAUAACUCUGUCAGAGCUGGUGAAACUGAUGGAGUGGAAGCUCACUAGAGGGAAGUUCAGGCCGAGGCUGCAGCAGCUUGUUGCAUCUAACAGUGGGGACAUCGUGGAGAAGUGUUCCAGCAAGGCUUUCAGCCUCCUGCCUGAUGUGCCAGCUGCGAUCUCAGAGCUCAGCUCUUUGAAAGGAGUCGGUCCGGCCACUGCCUCAGCUAUUUUGGCAGCAGGAGCUCCAGAACUGACUGCAUUUAUGUCUGAUGAGGCAAUGGAGAGUGUACCAGGACUAAAGCCCAUCCAGUACACAGCCAAGCACUAUGCUCUUUACCUGAACAGAAUGGCUGCACAGUCUGCAAAACUAAACAAAGUGGAUGCACAGCAGGACUGGACACCCCAAAGACUGGAAUUGUGUUUAUGGGCGAUGGCCACUGACACAAAGCAGCAACUCCAGCUUUUAAAUGUUGUUAGUUUGAAAGGCGGUAACAAGGCGGAGAAAACCUCAGACCUUGACAAGGAGAAAAGACCUGCAAAGAAGCUAAAAACU
This is a messenger RNA of Menidia menidia (Atlantic silverside), 708 nucleotides long. The record is from the annotation of a GenBank genome assembly. NCBI's taxonomy places the organism in Eukaryota, Metazoa, Chordata, Actinopteri, Atheriniformes, Atherinopsidae.